AUGAUCAAGAAACGAAGAAGCAGUAGAGGCGAGAAGGGAGGGCUGGAAGAGGGUUUUAGAGGGCCAUACAGGGGAAAGAAUGUGGAACAAAUUUUGUCCAGUCUUGUGAUGAUCUCAGAAAAGGUUGGCCUGGCAAAAGGUUCUGAAUGCCAACAUUCAUCGAUCAACCUACAUGAAGAUCAAGAUGGUUCCCAAAAUGUUUUAAGCCACUCCCUCGAGGUUAUCCUACUUAGUUCUAAUUGCAGGACAAUAGUAAGACAAGCUUAA
Dovyalis caffra is the source of this 267-nucleotide messenger RNA. Lineage: Eukaryota; Viridiplantae; Streptophyta; Magnoliopsida; Malpighiales; Salicaceae. The record is from the annotation of a GenBank genome assembly.